Brachypodium distachyon (stiff brome) is the source of this 3817-nucleotide messenger RNA. RefSeq names its product pentatricopeptide repeat-containing protein At1g09900. Lineage: Eukaryota; Viridiplantae; Streptophyta; Magnoliopsida; Poales; Poaceae. Gene Ontology annotation, molecular function: protein binding. The transcript is spliced from 2 exons. The coding region runs from base 230 to 2155 and encodes 641 amino acids. The record is from RefSeq and is a predicted model, not a curated record.
AGGAGACGCGCCCAUCCCCUGAAUCUACACAAUCGGUCGAGCCUUAUCGAAUUUCCCCAACUCAAGUUUGUGAGUAGGCUUGUGAGGUUCAUCAAGGACUCAAGCUGACUAGCCAUAGGCAAAUUUGGCAAUCCAAGCAUUCAACAUCCGAUAUCUAGUGGCCCUCGCGACGCACUCCGGCUGUCCGGCACUCGCUGUUACCACACGCUCCGGCCAAGCCAAGUCGCAGAUGCUCACCUCGUCGCUCCCGCCUCCCACCCUCCCGGGCUCCAAGCCCGCCACGAAGCCCAAACCGGCACCCGCCACCUCCAUCUCCACCGCGGCGACGGUAUCUGCCGACACAGCCGUCGGCGGGGGAAGCGGCCGCCUCUCCGCGCUCAUUCGCUCCCUCUGCGUAGCCGGCCGCACAGCCGACGCCGUGCGCGCCCUGGACGCUGCGGGCAACGCAGCCGGCGUCGUCGACUACAACGCCAUGGUUGCUGGCUACUGUCGCGUCGGCCAGGUCGAGGCGGCGCGCCGCCUCGCGGCCGCUGUCCCGGUCCCGCCCAACGCCUACACAUACUUUCCCGUCGUCCGUGGCCUCUGCGGACGGGGCCGGAUCGCCGACGCGCUCGCGGUGCUCGAUGAAAUGACAAGCAGGAGCUGCGUGCCCAUCCCGCCCAUGUACCACGUCAUCAUUGAGUCCGCGUGCAGGAGCGGCGGGUACAGUAGCGCUCUGAGGGUUCUUGAGGCGCUGCACGCCAAGGGCUCCACUUUAGACACUGGCAACUGUAACCUAGUCAUCAACGCCAUCUGCGAUCAAGGUUGCGUGGAUGAGGGAUUGGAGAUGUUGAGGAAGUUGCCCCUCUUCGGGUGUGAGGCGGACAUUGUCAGCUACAAUGCAGUUUUGAAGGGCUUGUGUGCCGCCAAGCGGUGGGGGGAUGUUGAGGAGCUCAUGGACGAGAUGGUCAAGGUGGAUUGCCCACCCAAUAUGGUGACGUUCAAUACUCUCAUUGGUUAUCUGUGCCGCAAUGGGUUGUUUGAGCAGGUGCACGAGGCCCUUUCUCAGAUGGCACAGCACGGCUGCACACCAGACAUAAGGAUGUAUGCAACCAUCAUUGAUGGGAUUUGCAAAGAGGGGCAUCACGAGGUUGCAAACGAGAUUUUGAGUCGGAUGCCUUCAUAUGGUCUCAAGCCCAAUGUUGUUUGCUACAAUACUGUGUUGAAAGGCAUAUGCAGUGCUGACAGGUGGGAGAAAGCUGAGGAGUUACUCACUGAGAUGUAUCAGAAGAAUUGCCCCCUGGAUGAUGUGACAUUCAAUAUACUUGUUGAUUUCUUUUGCCAAAAUGGGUUGGUCGACAGGGUGAUUGAACUUCUUGAACAGAUGUUGGAGCAUGGAUGCAUGCCAGAUGUCAUCACAUAUACUACGGUAAUCAAUGGCUUUUGCAAAGAAGGGCUUAUUGAUGAAGCUGUCAUGCUGUUAAAAAAUAUGCCAUCAUGUGGAUGCAAGCCAAACACCAUAAGCUAUACUAUUGUGUUGAAAGGUUUGUGCAGUACCGAGCGGUGGGUAGAUGCUGAGGAGCUGAUGUCUCGGAUGAUUCAACAAGGUUGUCUUCCGAAUCCUGUCACAUUCAAUACGAUCAUCAAUUUCUUGUGCAAAAAGGGAUUGGUGGAGCAGGCGAUUGAACUUCUUAAGCAGAUGUUAGUGAAUGGAUGCAAUCCUGACCUUAUUAGUUACAGCACGGUGAUUGAUGGACUUGGUAAAGCUGGCAAGACGGAGGAAGCAUUGGAGCUGUUAAAUGUCAUGAUCAAUAAAGGGAUCACACCAAAUGUGAUAACGUAUUCGUCAAUGGCUUUUGCUCUCGCUAGAGAAGGUAGAAUUGACAAGGUUAUUCAGAUGUUUGACAACAUCCAAGAUGCGACAAUAAGGUCUGAUGCAGUGCUCUACAAUGCUGUUAUUUCUUCGCUUUGCAAAAGGCGGGAAACAGAUCUUGCUAUUGAUUUUCUUGCUUACAUGGUUUCAAAUGGAUGCAUGCCCAAUGAAUCAACCUAUACUGCACUUAUUAAAGGUUUAGCUAGUGAGGGAUUAUUAUGUGAGGCACAAGAUUUGCUAAGUGAAUUGUGCUCCAGAAGAGCUGUAAGAAAGCAUUUGACGAGGCGUUUUGGCAUUGUAUGAACAAGUACUUACCGGCGUUACCAUCAGAUGCUUGUGGACUGAUGGGACUAUUUAUUCUGGCAUCGGCAGCAUGGAUUACUCUACUUGAAGCUUCAGCAGCUUAUGAUGGCUGGUUGGUGGUUAGCUGUUCCAACUUGUGAUGUGUGAGCAGCACUACAACCGGCGUUCCAAGCCAAAGGGUAACAGCAGGAGAGUCCUAGACAGAUUGGCCUUCCUUUAGGUUUGUUUACAUUGCUUUUUCCCGAUGUCAGGCUGGAAAGAGUCAUGUUAGUUAGAAAAAGAUGGGAGUCCUAGUACAAGUCUGUUAGGACCCAGCUAUCUAUAAAGCUUGGUGAUCAACUCUUUUGAGAUAUCGAAUAGUAGACACAGAAAAGGGAGUUUACUGUGCAGCCUUACCUCUCCCUUGGCGCAAUGGCUCUGAAGCCCAAACACCCUCGCCAUCAGCUACCACCUCGCACGACUACCCUCUCAGGAACUUAGCAUGUGACAAUUUGGUAUCAAACGGUCCGAACCUUGGCUCUGCAUCCGCUGCGAUGGGUUCUCAUCAUAUUUGAUGACAUGAAGAAUCUCCUGGAGGACACCAAGCUGAACCUCAAGCUCGAGAAGAUUAAGACAGACAUCAACGACCUUAAGGAGCAAGAAGCUAGCCAGAACAGACAAAACUGGAGUUCAGCAAGAUAAUGACACCAGCUCCCAGGAUGGUGAUCACGACAGGCAGCGCCAAGCCAAAAUUUCAAAAAUUGGAAUACCCAACCUAAAACGGCAAGGAGGAUCGCUGCCCUGGUUGACUCGUGUUGAGCAAUUUUUGAAAGGCCAUGGGAGAGAAGAUGACUGCAAAACUUGGCUAGCCUCGUAAUGUCUGACAAGCAAGGCGAUUCUAUGGUACCGCAAGCUGGAAACCGAGCGUGGAGGUGAACCCCCUUUGGGGCAACUUCACCAAUCACAAGCGUUUUGGACCAAGGACUCAACAGGCACAACUGUGCGGCAUAAAUAAAAAAUCUGCGGCAGCCCAGUUCAGUGGACAAACAUUAGGAUAUAUGCCUUACCCUUGUUGCUCGCUGCUGUGACCUUGCGGCUAUAAGGAGGCGUAAGGCGGUGCUCACUUCCACAACGGUGCUACACAUAUGGGACUUCACCAAGCCUUCCGUCAUUCAUUGCUAUGCCUCUGGAUCUGGAUAUUUUUUCCGAAAAGGGUUCAUCCUGAUUUUGAAUGUUUACAGUGCUUCGCUUUCUUAGGGCCACUUCAGGAAUUUUCUGAUCUCCAGGAUUUGAUGAGAAUCAUCAUUUCCUAAAAGAAAUCAAGAUGUGUGCCUGGUCUGGGCCUAGGGUCUGUAUUUGAACUGCAGGGGCCAAUGAGACAGUAAUUUUCUUUGUCCUUUCUUCGGAAAAGAAAGUAUUACUUUCCAACAUAUGCAAAUCGUCCUGUAUAUUUUGGUCGUUUCUUUCGGUACAUUUGCAAAUUAUGAACCUCUGGUUUUCAUGGUGGACUGUGCAAGAAGGCAUUGGUAAACCCAUGUUUUCUUCCCUUUAAUAGAACAGUUAUUACUAGGCUCGUUUUCUUUUCUUUAUGUGAGCUUCUUAAGUCAGUAAUUUAGUAUGCUUGAAUGUUACGAAUAUUUUUUUUUGUUAUGAAUAUAUAAAUGGUUACAUAUGCUUACUGAA